GUAGUAACUUACACGUUGAAAGUAUACAGCUCUCAAACUCCUCAAGAAAUUAUUCAGUAUUGUGCAGCAGACCCUCAUGGACUAUUUAAGAAACUCAAGCUAACUCAAAUUGAAACUUUUUUUUUUUGAAAGAUAGCAUUUAAAUACAUUUGAAGUUCACCAUGGCUUGGUUUGUUAUGGCCAAAACUGGGACAUCACUCAUGCAUAGCCUCAGUAAUGCACGACUUUGUUCAAGAAAUCUACCAGCAACUUUUGCUGCACAAAUUAAAAUGUACAGUGAUCAGUCUCAGCCUGUGAUGGCUAUGAGGAGAGAGACAGUCAACGUUUGGGAGAGACGAGCGCCGCUGUCACCUCAGCACAUAAGAAGAUUGGUGAAAUCAGGAAUAAAAGUCAUUGUGCAGCCUUCUGAUAGAAGGGCUUAUAGUAUGAAGGAAUAUGCAGAUAUGGGUGCCAUCAUUCAAGAGGAUAUGUCAGAAGCUUCACUCAUCAUCGGAGUGAAGGUCGUCCCUAUUGAUUCCUUAAUGAGAGAUAAAACAUACGCUUUCUUCUCCCAUACCAUCAAGGCUCAGCAGGACAAUAUGCCACUUUUGGAUGCAAUCCUGGAUAAAAAUAUUCGUUUGAUUGAUUAUGAGAAAAUGGUUGAUGAGAAAGGAGCUAGAGUUGUGGCUUUCGGCAAGUAUGCUGGUGUUUCAGGGAUGAUUAACAUUCUUCAUGGAAUGGGUCUUCGGCUGUUGGCUCUUGGACAUCAUACUCCCUUUAUGCACAUUGGCCCCAGUCAUAACUAUAGGAACACAGAGAUGGCCAGACAAGCUGUACGAGAUGCUGGCUAUGAGAUUGCACUGGGACGAAUGCCAAGGUCUAUUGGACCAAUGACCUUUGUGUUUACAGGCUCAGGCAAUGUUUCGCAAGGAGCUCAAGAAGUUUUCCAGGAACUUCCACAUGAGUAUAUAGAACCUGAGCAUCUACCCAAGGUUGCCAUGCAAGGAUCAACAUCCAAGCUCUAUGCCUGUGUUGUAAGCCGUGAAGACCAUUUCAAGCGCAAGGAUGGUGGCAAGUUUGACGCAGAGGAAUUUGAAAAGCACCCAGAGCGUUAUGCCUCCAGCUUUAGUCAUGAUAUUGCGCCAUAUGCCUCUUGCAUUAUCAAUGGUAUAUACUGGGCACCAGGUGCCCCUAGACUGAUCACCAUUCCAGACGCCAAGACACUUCUUCAGCCCACUGUUGCUCCGUGGCUACCCUCAUCCCCAGGGUGUCCAACCCUCCCCCACAGGCUGUUGGCCAUCUGUGACAUUUCAGCCGACCCUGGGGGUUCGAUUGAAUUUAUGAAAGAGUGCACCACCAUUGACAGACCUUUCUCGCUCUACGAUGCUGAACAGAAUGUUGACUCAGAAAGUUUUGCUGGUGAUGGUGUACUCAUCUGUUCCAUUGAUAAUAUGCCAGCCCAGAUUCCAAGGGAAGCCACGGAGUACUUUGGUAGCCUCCUCUUCCCUUACAUCAAAGAAAUGCUAAAAUCAAAUGCCAAAACACCUUUUGAAGAGUACAACUGCAGCCCCAUUGUUAAAAAUGCAGUCAUCACAAGUAAUGGCCACUUAACUCCAAACUUCAAGUAUAUCCAGCAGUUAAGGCAGCAGAGAGCAUCUGCCCAUAAAGCCAAACUCAGUGUGGCAACAGAGAGAAUUUUAGUGCUGGGGGCUGGUUAUGUUGCUGGUCCUGCUGUGCAGUAUUUGUCUAGGGAAUCCAGAACCUGUGUCACUGUUGCUUCACAGUACCAGGAGGAACUGGACAACAUUACAAAGCUGUGUCCAGGUGUGGACACUGUGCUGAUGGACCUGAACAGAGGGUACGCAGAGCUAGAGAGACAUUUGGAAGAUCAUGAUUUAGUCAUAAGCCUGUUGCCAUACUCUUUCCAUCCUGAUAUUGCAAAGCUGUGCAUCCAGCACAAGAAAAACAUGGUGACAGCCAGUUAUGUUAGCCCGGCCAUGAGAGAACUGCAUAAAGCGGCCCAAGAAGCAGGAAUCACCAUCUUGAACGAGGUGGGUGUUGACCCAGGUAUUGACCACAUGUUAGCCAUGCAGUGUUUUGAUGAAGUGCAAAGAGCAGGUGGAAAGAUUACUUCUUAUGUAUCAUAUUGUGGUGGGCUGCCUGCUCCAGAACACACUGACACUCCUCUGCUUUAUAAAUUCAGUUGGUACCCUAAAGGUGUUCUUAUGAAUGUAAUGUCAACAGCCAAAUAUCUCAAGAAAGGCAAGAUUGUUGAAGUUCUUGGAAAUGGUGGCUUGCUAGAUGCAGUUGAAAAUCUCACCUUCAUGCCUGGAUUAAAUUUGGAAGGUUUCCCCAACAGAGACUCAACUGUUUAUGCUUCAGAGUAUGGGAUUGAGUCAGCUCAUACAAUUCUACGUGGAACCAUUCGUUACAAGGGUUUCACUGAAGCUAUUAAGAGCUUGAUAAGAAUGGGAUUAUUUGGAACAGAACCAGAUGCCCAUCUUCACCCCCAGGGAGCAGAAAUCACAUGGAAACAAUACAUGUGCACCAAAUUUGACAAAUCUGGAGACAUUUUGACAGAUUCACUGAAAGAUCUCAUUUUUGACAGACUAGACCAUGACCCUAAGAAACUGGAUGUUAUUGUCAGGCUUGGUUUGAUUGAUGACGACCCUGUUGACAAAAGAGGCACCCCUAUAGACACACUUUCUAAUUAUCUGGCCAAAAGACUUUCUUAUGGUGUGCAUGAACGUGACAUGAUUCUCAUGCGCCAUGACAUUGGUAUUCAGUGGGGUGAUGGCAAGAUGGAGGAAAGGAGCAUUGACUUAGUUUCAUAUGGAGACAUUGGAGGAUUUUCUGCCAUGGCUAAAACAGUGGGAUUACCUACAGGCAUUGCUGCCCGAAUGAUUCUCACAGGUGAAAUCCAAACAAAAGGUGUCUGCUGCCCAACAGCCAUGGAAACAUAUAUACCCAUACUCCAGAGACUGCAGAAGGAAGGCAUCUCUGCCAUAGAGAAGAUCAAACUGAAAUAAAAUCCAACAGUAUCUUAACUAUUCUAAUCUCCUAUUAGAAAGAGUUUUUUAAUAGAGUCAGACCAAACGAAUGAACUUUCAGUGCAAUGAAAUAACUUCAUUUUUACACCUUGGCUAAAGUUUUAAAACUUAACAUUUGUUUGAGAAAUGCCUUUUUAUGGACAGUUUAUAAACAGUUGUAAAUACAUGGCACAAACUGUUACUUCUGUGCAUUUAGUUAAGAAUCUCAAAAAAAAUCCUUUUUUGGAUAAUUGAAAAAUAAAAUCAUAUAUGCGUUAUUGAAAUUUUCAAUGUUGAAGAGGAUUCAUAAAGAGCAGUAUUUUAUUCUUAUAUGUUUGUCAAAGAAAGUUGAAUUUUUGUUCAAGUAGAUAUCAGAGCUAGGUUUGGAUUGGAGCAAGUAUAUUUUAGCAGUUUAUUUUUAGAUGCUCUUGUUGUAUAGUGGUAUUUUGCUGUGCUGGUAACUAAAAACAUGGAUUUGCUUUUUAAAAUGUACAUUACCUUAGCAUUAAAAUCAGCCUAUUUUCCUGUUAAUAAUAAUUAUUUUAAGACAUUCUUAAAAAAAAACUUCCUGUAUGGUAAAAAGAAGCAUUUUUGUCAUUUGAUUUUAAUUUCAGUAGAAUUUUUUAGCACCAGUUCAAAGUCUAGUUAUCACAAAACUAUAAAGAGUUGAAACAAAAUUUGUAUUGUUUGUAAUAUACAAUAAUGUAUAGAGAUAAAUAUUCACUAUUAAUUUAAGUAGUAUAUUCACUGGGUUGCUGUAUUGCUCAAACUGAUGAAAUGAUCCAAGCUUACACUUCUCAGUAAAUUUGAAAGAAAUAGAUUUGUUAUUUUGAAAACUAAAAUAGAAAAUUGAACACUAAUUACUAAUAUUUUUAUUUAUUUAAUAGCUAUAUAUGUGUAUUAUUUUUAUAUUAUGUAGUUUCACAGUUUAAAACCUUGAAAAAUACUACAAAUAAUAGUUAACAUUAAAAUCAGGUAAAUGACAAUUAUGGUAGAUUUAAAAAUAAGCGAUUGAUUAUCUGAUAAGUAAUGGACUUGUGAAAUUGUCAUGUGCAUUAGUAUAUCUAAAAACACAUUUUGACACCAUUUACAUAAACUUUAAAAAAAUUGGAAUGAUUUUUUUUUAAAUAUGAAAAACAAAUAUUUUUAUACCUAAAAUUAAUUUUAAUUUAUUUCUGGAUAUGCAUUAAGUAAAAGCUAUCUGUUAAUGCUCAUUAGUGGAGACUGUUUUUAAAUUAGCUAUGUAAUGUAAUCUUUAUAAACAAGAGCUGAUCAUGAUGUUAGAAAAAUGUGUUGCAUUUUGAAAAACCAUAAUGACCUUUUUAACAAUUUACAAUUUUAUUUGACCUCAUAUAUUUAUGGAGAGUGUAUGCAUGUGCUUGGAUCAACAUCAUAAUUUGACAGGACAGUGACAUAGUAAAAAGCAUUCCUAGGUACUUAUGCAUGUUGUAGAAUUGUUGUAGUUGAUAUUGUUGAAAGGAGGAUGAAUUAAAGGGGAAGCUAUUCUUUAAAUAUGUUAUAAGAAUGGAAUGGUAGCCAAAUAUCUUUUUAUGAAUAUAUAUUUUUUGCAAUUGUCUCAAAGUUUGAUGGAGAUGAUUUGAAGAUUUAAAACAAAUAUGAGAUCUAAUCUGUAUUAUGUUAUGUGUUCGACGGAAUUUUAAAAAUAUAGUUAUUUAUGUGAAAUUGUAUAUGUUUAACCAAUAAUUCUUUCAUUACUGCAUAUGCAAUAAAAUGCUGUCAAAAUAAGAACUGAUAUUGUAUAUUAAACAUCAAGAUUGCUCUCAGUAAGGAUUGAACUUGCUAUAUUUCUUAUAAAGCUAGUCAGCAAUUCGGUUCGAAUCUCAAAUUUUUGUUGUUGUUGGUUUUACAAAGUCCAUAUAUAUUUUUUUUAGAUCUUUAAAAUUCAAUCUUUCACAUAAAUUUGCUUCUUAUAAACGGAACAUUAUAAUGGCCCAGCUUGAGAAACAAAUUACAUUCAUGUGUUACCCUCUUACAAAUUUUAGUCUGUUUUUUUGGUUUUAGUUUAUUGCAUUUAUUUUUAAUCUUUCAAAAUGUUUAUACCAUAUUGCAUUUAUCUAUAAAGAAUAAAAUAUGCUCACAAUAUUCAAGUAAUUUCUACUUUACAUAAAAUUAUAUGUAUACAUGAAAUGUUUUUAAAAUAAAAGGUAAUGUGCUUUCAAAGGAACAACUUUGCUGAAAAGCAAAAGUUAGUUUACAAAAAUCUUUUUUCUGUGGUCAUCCAGCCACUAAAAUGUGUACAUUUUAUGUAGAGAAAUAUGCAGAUCACACACAUUCAUAUUUACAAGCUAAAUUGUAAUAUUGUGUAAACAUAUUUUUUUUAGAGUGCAAUGGCAUAGUUUUUUUUUUUUUGGUGUGAAAUGUUUUAAAAUGCAGAAAAUAUUUUCCCACAUUUCUGAUAAAAAAGCCAUUUUUAAAUGAAAUAACAAGUGCCUAUUUGUGUUUUCUUUGUUUUUCAAGUUCUAAACUUUUUUAAAAGCAGAAAUCAUUGUGAGACCUGUGUUUUGUUUUACAAAAUACUCAUAUUGCUUUUUGUUUAUAUAUUUUAAAUGUAUUUUUAUACAAAUGUUGAAACUGAAGUGCACUUCAAUAUGAGUUUUUUAAAAACAGUUUGCUAUUUACUAUUUUGUGAGGUUGUUUUUGAAAAUUUCUAAAAUAUUUUGAAUUCAUCUCAUAUGUGACAAAUAGGCCUAUGUGUGUCUUAAAACAGCCAUUAGUAAAGAACAUUUUUAAGAACACAAAUGCAACAUCAUAAUUACUUAAUUACUUUUGAAAGCAAAUAGGAUAACAAAAAUCAUGUUUACUGAGUUCUCCUUGUUGUAUUUACAAAUUAUUUUAUUCAUAUCAAUAUCAGUUUCAAUUAUUUAGCCAUUAAAACUAGUUGUUUUCUAUUUCAUAAUAUACUCAUUUAUAAAUGAAUACUUUAUCUGAUUUGUUUUUGAUUUUUAAAUAAGUACAGUUUAGAUUUUGCUUUAUUCCAGAUUAUCUUUGAUUACAUUGAUAUUAUCUUUGAUUUUUGUAGCAUCUGAAUGAAGUAUACUCUGAUAUUAUAAAUUUUUAAAUUUUUGUAGCAACUGACUAACAAAUUUGAUUGUUUUGCUUUCCCUUAAGAACACACUACAUUGCCAGAUAUUUAGUUAUUUUUCAGUACAAAAAUAAUUUCAGAUUUGUUUUCCAAAGAGCAACGCUACUGUUCAAUCUUUUGUAAUAAUUAUUGUGAAUUAUUACAUUUUGAGUUAUGUAAACACAUUUUAACAAUUACUUUAUGUAUUCAAAAUUCAAAACCUACUUUUCCAAAAAAACUAUUCAUGUAAGUAAUGCUGAAUUUAUCCUAAAUUUACUUUUUGAUGUGAAGGUUCAUUGAUGAUGUAAAAUCUACUACCAUUGUUUUUACUUAAAAAACCCCUAUGACAUCAGUUAAAUUUUUGGAUUUGUUUUAGAUAUUGUCCAAUUGACUUAAUUUUCU
Messenger RNA from Physella acuta, 6492 nucleotides. RefSeq names its product alpha-aminoadipic semialdehyde synthase, mitochondrial. The record is from RefSeq and is a predicted model, not a curated record. Gene Ontology annotation, molecular function: saccharopine dehydrogenase activity. NCBI's taxonomy places the organism in Eukaryota, Metazoa, Mollusca, Gastropoda, Physidae. Gene Ontology annotation, cellular component: cytoplasm.